CUCGAGGAGUUCAUCGGCCUCUUUUGUAGAAGGUGAUAGCUAGAGAUCGACCUCGUGCGCGCAUACGUACGCUGAAAUGGAGGUUAACUACGCGGAAGCGGGCCAGGUUGCUCCCACCAGCAGAAGCGCGGUGCUGAAGCCGGCGUACGCCGCGCCGCACCCGCUGGCCGGCGGCAAGGUCCAGCUGACCGUCUUCGACCGCGCCGCCAUCGACACCUACGUCCCCAUCGUGCUCGCCUACCCCGCCCCGGCGCCGUCCAACCAGGCGCUCAAGGAGGGCCUCCUCCAGGCCAUCGCGCCCUACCCUCACCUGCUGGGCCGCUUCGCCCUCGACGGCCACGGCCGGCGCGUCCUGCACCUCAACAACGAGGGCGUGCUUGUCAUCGAGACCGACGUCCCGGCCGACUUGGCCGACGUGCUCGCCGCCGGCGGCAUGGCCACGGACGUCACCGGCUUUUACCCUACAGUGCCGGAGGACAGCGUUGGACCGGCGCUGCUGCAGAUCAAGCUCAGCCGCUACAGGUGCGGCGGCCUCCUGCUCGGCGUGAUAUGCCACCACCACAUCGCCGACGGCCACGCCGCGAGCACUUUCUACGGCUCGUGGGCGACCGCGGUGCGUGAGGGCAAGGGCUUCACCUUGCCCUCCCCAUUCAUAGACCGCGCGGCCACCGCCGUACCUCGCAGCACGCCCAAGCCGGUGUUCGACCACCGGUCCAUCGAGUUCAAGGGGGGAGAAGGCAGCGGCUCCAGCCAGCCCCAUGCCGUUCUCCCCAUGGACAAGAUCAGGAACAUCACGGUGCACUUCCCUGCAGAGUUCAUCGCCGAGCUCAGGUCCCGCGUCGGCGCACGUUGCAGCACCUUCCAGUGCCUGCUGGCGCACGUGUGGAAGAAGGUCACGGCGGCGCGGGGUCUGAGCCCGGAGGAGUUCACGCAGGUGAGGGUGGCCGUGAACUGCAGGGGCAGGGCCAACCCGCCCGUGCCAAUGGACUUCUUCGGCAACAUGGUGCUCUGGGCGUUCCCGAGGCUCCAGGUCCGGGACGUGCUGGGCUUGAGCUACGGCGGCGUGGUCGGCGCCAUCCGCGACGCCGCGGCGCGCAUCGACGAGGAGUACAUCCAGUCGUACGUGGACUUCGGCAGGGUGGCGGACGCGAACGGGGAGGAGCUCGCGGCGACGUCAACUUUCGGGACGAUGCUCUGCCCUGACAUCGAGGUUGACAGCUGGCUGGGGUUCAGGUUCCAUCAGCUCGACUUUGGAACCGGGCCGCCCUCCGCGUUCCUGCCGCCGGGGUUGCCGGUCGAGGGGCUGAUGGUCUUCGUGCCGUCGCGCACGGUGAAGGGCAGCGUCGACCUCUUCAUGGCCCUCGCGGAUGAUCACGUUGCGCCGUUCAAGAGGAUUUGCUACUCCCUGGAUAUUCUCCCAUCGAGGAUGUAAUUAAGAAAGCGAAGCAUGAUGCGGUCGUUCUAUGGUCAAUUGCUUUUACAAAAAUUCAAGGAAUACACAUCAAUAAAUAGGUUAUUGUACACAUCAAUUUGUUCUUUGGCAAACAAACCAACUUAGUUUUUCUUUUGAACACACAAACCGAUUUAGUUGAUUAAACAAAGUGUAUAAGAUCGAAAAAUACUAAAAAUGUACCAUGAUUUUGAGCAUGACUUUGGUGACACAAAUAAGACCAUCCUAAAGGAUCUUGACGAGCCGCACGCAGAUCUUUCAGUGCGCUAUAUGGUCACGAUGACCUUUGCAAGAGUAUAUACAAUUCUACUCGUGAGCUCACAUGCCCAUGGGGGAAUAGUACUCCCUCCGUCCCUAAAUACAGUGUGCAUUUUUUAGGUCAAACAUUGUAAUUUUUUAAUCAAAUUUAUAGAAAUUAUUAACAUCUAGAAUACUAACUCAAUUAGAUUCAUUAUGAAUAUAUAUUUUCAGACGUAUAUGUCUAUCAAUGAUAUAGAAAAAUAUCAUCUGUAAACUUGGUCAAAGUUGGUAAACUUUGGCUUUCACGAAAACCAACAAUGCACAUUAUAUUAUGAAAUGGAGAAAAUAAAAAAUAAAAAAUGAUAUCUUGGAGGUGGCGCCUAAGCCUCACUCGACUAAGAAAUAAAACUAUUUAAACAAGCAUAUGAUAUCUUUUGUGGGGCGGCUAAGGCCAAGUAGACAAACAAAGAAAAAUAGUUAGUUUUUUUUUUCUUUUUUCUUUUUAGAAAAGAAGGUUGACCUUCGGCCCCUGCAUCAAUCGAUGCAUGCAACCAUAUUAACAAAAAGGAUAACAAGGUCUUAGGUUCCAAGGAAGCUCAUAAACCGAGCCAAGAGAAAAAAUAAAUCUGUAAAGUGCCACAUCCGGCAAUAACGCGCCACAUCCGGCGAUAAAGAACAGACUACGAUGCCUACACACCUAGUCUAUUAUUAGCUCGCCAUCCAAAUCGGCUGAAGAUAGCCCAUGCAACCGUCUCCCAGCGGUUGCAUCCAAUAUCCAAAAGCUCCCUGAAAUCCGCAUGAGUGAGUAACGACCACAUACGGAUCCAAGCUGUAGCUCUGUAGAUAACCUGCAAAAAAUUGGUGAAGUUUAUCCCAUUAAAGAUCAUAUCAUUUCUAGUGUUCCAUAUAGCCCAGAAAAGUGCACAUAUCCCUAUCCGAAUAUUUUAGCUACGUGUGUCCACUCCAUUAAGCCACGUCCCAAAUAACGUGUUUAUUCUCGUGGGGGUUGAACGUUAAAAGCUAUAUGCAUUGAUUGCCAUAACAAUUUUGCAAGUGGACACUGGAGAAAGAGGUGUUUAAUCGAUUCAUUUUGAUCAUAAAAACAACACCUGGAGCUACCAACCCAAUUCCUUUUCAGCAAACUAUCUUUGGUCAAAAUAACUCCUUUGUGGACGAACCACAUAAAGAUUUUGAUGCGAAGCGGAACUUUAAUCUUCCAUAUGUGCAAAGACCUCGACAAUGGCCCGGAAUCAAUUAAGUUCAAAACAUGGAUUUCACAGAGAAAAUUCCAUUCGUGGUUAGCUUCCAACUAAUGGUAUCUGUCUGGUCCGAAAGUUGAACAUCCAUCAACCUACGGACCAGGUGGAGCCAAGCAUUCCAACGUUCCCCUACAAGGGAUCUCCUAAAUUGGAUAUUAAGUGGCACCGAGUUUAAUAUUGUGGCGACAUAAUCCUCCUUACGUUGCACAAUAUUAUAUAAGGAAGGGCGUUGUAAAGCUAAAGGCGUCUCCCCUAGCCAGGUAUCCUCCCAGAAUCUAGUAGUGGUACCAUUACCAACUAGGAAUUUUACCCGUUGAAAGAAAGUUACUCUUCUUCUCAUUAACCCCUUCCGAAAGGGUGAGUCCAUUGGCCUUGCGUUAACUUGGGCAAAAGUCUUAGAGUGUAGGUAUUUAUUCCGCAAGAUUUGUACCCACAUGCCCUCGGUCUCAGUAGAUAGUCUGUAUAGCCAUUUGCUAAGUAGACAUCUAUUCUUUACCUCUAAAUUUUCGAUCCCUAACCCACCCUGAUCUUUUGGUCUACACAUGAUAUCCCAUCUAGCCAGUCUGUAUUUCUUCUUGGCCUCAUCACUUUGCCAGAAGACUCGGGAUCUAUAGAAGUCAAGUCUUUUCCGUACCCCUACCGGUACUUCAAAGAAAGAUAAGAGGAACAUCGGCAAACUCGUCAAAACCGAAUUUAUCAAAACCAGCCGACCUCCGUAAGACAUUAGCUUGCCCUUCAGCAGCUUAGCUUUUUUUCAAAUCUAUCUUCAACACAUUUCCAUUCCUUAUUCGUUAACCGUCAAUGAUGAAUUGGGACCCCUAGAUAACUAAAAGGUAAGGAUCCCAUUUCACAACCGAACAAGUUUCUAUAAUCGUCUUGUUCUUCUUUGGCUCUCCCAAAGCAGAACAAUUUGCUUUUAUUGAAGUUGAUUUUGAGCCCAGACAGUUGCUCAAAAAGGCAUAAAACAAGCUUCAUAUUCCUAGCUUUUGCAAGAUCGUGUUCCAUGAAUAUAAUAGUAUCAUCCGCAUAUUGUAGAACGGAGACGCCCCCCUCUACAAGGUGGGGGACGAGUCCUCCUACUUGGCCACUCUCUUUAGCCCGACAAUAACACUACAAAAAAAAA
This is a messenger RNA of Aegilops tauschii subsp. strangulata, 4072 nucleotides long. RefSeq names its product tryptamine benzoyltransferase 1-like. Lineage: Eukaryota; Viridiplantae; Streptophyta; Magnoliopsida; Poales; Poaceae. Gene Ontology annotation, molecular function: acyltransferase activity, transferring groups other than amino-acyl groups. The record is from RefSeq and is a predicted model, not a curated record.